Molecule: messenger RNA, 1155 nt
Organism: Rhipicephalus microplus (southern cattle tick)
Lineage: Eukaryota; Metazoa; Arthropoda; Arachnida; Ixodida; Ixodidae
Product: adenylate cyclase type 3
Biological process (GO): intracellular signal transduction; cAMP biosynthetic process; adenylate cyclase-activating G protein-coupled receptor signaling pathway
Cellular component (GO): plasma membrane
Molecular function (GO): adenylate cyclase activity
Source: RefSeq, a predicted model, not a curated record
AUGAACUGCUAUGUGUGGGAGGAUGCCCUUCCGUGGAUGGUGGUGUACUCGUUCGCGGCGCACGUGCUGCUGCCGUGGCGCGUGGUGUCGGCAUUGGCUGCGUCGGGCACUUUGGUGGCCACCCAAGUGGCGCUGUGGAGAGGCCGACCACCGGUGGCCUCGCUGCUGAUGCUGGCCAGUGCCAACCUGCUGGGCCUGCUGGCCUUCCUCUGGGUGGAGCGCAUGCAGAGGCGGGCCUUUCUCGAGACAAGGCAGUCACUCGAGGCCAAGCUGGUCGUCGAAGAGGAGUCGCAAGAGCAAGAGCGGCUACUACUUUCCGUACUGCCAAAGCACGUGGCCGCGGAGCUGAAGCAGGACCUGGAUGCCGUAGUGCAGGGACCCUUCAAGAAGAUCUACAUGAGCCGCCAUGAGAAUGUGAGCAUCUUGUUCGCUGACAUCGUGGGAUUCACCGCCUUUUCGUCUACCUGCCCGGCGGCGCAGCUGGUUCGCACGCUCAACGAGCUCUUCGCGCGCUUCGACAAGCUGUCCGACAAAUUCCACCAACUGCGCAUCAAGAUUCUUGGGGACUGCUAUUACUGCGUGAGUGGCGCGCCAGAAGAGCGGCCUGAUCACGCUGUGCUGUGCGUCCACAUGGGUCUGAGCAUGGUGGAGGCCAUCCGCUCCGUUCGUGACCAGACCCGCAGCGGCGUCGACAUGCGUGUCGGCAUACACACCGGAGCAGUGCUCGCCGGGGUACUUGGACAGAGGCAGUGGCAGUACGACGUCUAUAGCAAGGACGUCGUGCUCGCCAACAAGAUGGAGAGCGGCGGAAUGCCAGGCGCAAGCGGCAAGAAACAAAAACACACGGACGCCAACCCUGAACAGCGAACAAGCCGCAGGCAGAGGGGACUGCAAGCAGAGUACAGACCCCUUCCUGAAAUAGCCAGGCAGCCCCGGAUCCCGACAUCAACUGCAGCAACCAUGGCCGCCCCCGUGCAGCCCGCCCCAGUCGUUCUCCGGCAGCCCAAAGAACCUCCAACUUUCCAUGGAUCGUCAGGCGAGGACCUGGAAAGCUGGAUCAAAAUAUACGACCGAGUCGCCGCCUUGAACAGCUGGGACUCCAAAGAAAAAUCACGCCACGUCUAUUUCUACUUAGAAGACACUGUGAAGACGUAG